AAAAUGGAGGAACAGUCUUUCUGGGGUGUUGAUGGAAUAGAAGAAGAUGAAGAGGAGCUUGAGGAUACUGAAGUAGAGAAUGCAGGAAAAGUGCUUCCGUCUGCAAAGCCUGGCAACUUCUUGACAAAAAGGGGUAUCACCUUGAGGGUACUUUUGAAGGAUGGUUUAAUAGAACCAGGCCUAGGAGUCCUGUCUAUUCACUACCUGGGAAGGAAGUUCCUUGGCGACCUCUUAGCAGAUGGAAAAAUUAUAUGGCAAGAGAGUGGGCAGGCAUUUAAUUCUCCCAGUGCAUGGGCCACACAUUGCAAGCGAUUAGUUAAUCCUGCUAAGAAGUCUGGCUGUGGAUGGGCUUCUGUCCGAUACAAAGGACAGAAAUUAGACCAAUACAAAACUGCCUGGUUGAGACAGAAUCAAAUACAUGGCUCAGUUACUGAAGGAAUCCCAUUAAGUGAAGGGGAGGAAGAUGAUCUUGAGGAGGAAGAACUGGAUUGUCGGUUUGGAAAGAUAGUUAACUUGGAACCUGCUAGCAGCAAUAAACAGGUUCAACGAUGCAACCAAUUUGAUAUUCGAACCCCUGUGAGAUUUUCCACACUAGGAAGUCGAGACUCCACAAGGGACCCACAUACCUUGGUUCAGCUUACCUCUUUUAUGGCGAUAAACAAGUUUCAGCCUUUCCAUGUAUCCAUUUGCAGUAACGCUCUUCUUCUUCUGGAUUUCCAUAGCCAUCUGACACAAAGCGAAGUAGUGGGAUAUCUUGGAGGUCAAUGGGAUACAAACAGCCAGUUACUUACUGUGCUCCGAGCCUUUCCCUGCCGUUCUCGACUGAGAGACACAGAGACCGCUGCUGCAGUAGAAGAAGAGAUAUGUCAUAGUCUCUACCUUCAUGGUUUGUCUUUGGUUGGAUGGUACCACAGUCACCCUUUUAGUCCUGCUUUGCCAUCACUGCAGGACAUUGAAGCUCAAAUGGAUUAUCAACUCAAACUGCAGGGUUCAGACAAUAGCUUCCAACCAUGUCUUGGCCUGAUAUGUGGACCAUAUUUCCAUAGGAACCAGGGAGUGCAAUCUACAAUAUCUCCCUUCUGGGUUAUACCUCCAGCUGAGCACCGUCCAAAUGAUUAUGGGAUGCCCAUGGAGGUGGAAGUAACAUACAUACAAGACAACUUCUUAACCAGCGAUAUCCUACAUGACAUGAUAUUGCUUGUUGAGUUCUUUAAAGGUGGACCAGACCAAAUAUUGUUUCAAGACUUAUGGAAUGAAGAGAAGACAUUUUUGGACAAAAUAAAGGGAUCUUUAGGUAGUCGGACUCCUAAGGAGCCAGGAUAUGAGACAGUUCUUGAUCAAAUUUACUCACUUCUGUCACAACUGGGUUGAUAUUCUCCACUCUGCAAGAAACUUUAUGUGUUUUAAAAAUGGACUGUGCACAGGAA
Nanorana parkeri is the source of this 1427-nucleotide messenger RNA. RefSeq names its product MPN domain containing (gene MPND). The transcript has 12 exons. The record is from RefSeq and is a predicted model, not a curated record. Gene Ontology annotation, molecular function: metallopeptidase activity; polyubiquitin modification-dependent protein binding. Gene Ontology annotation, cellular component: BRCA1-A complex; BRISC complex. Bases 4 to 1371 code for a protein of 455 amino acids. Gene Ontology annotation, biological process: double-strand break repair. NCBI's taxonomy places the organism in Eukaryota, Metazoa, Chordata, Amphibia, Anura, Dicroglossidae.